Molecule: messenger RNA, 3634 nt
Organism: Equus quagga
Lineage: Eukaryota; Metazoa; Chordata; Mammalia; Perissodactyla; Equidae
Gene: DRD1
Product: dopamine receptor D1
Exons: 2
Coding region: 605-1945 (446 amino acids)
Biological process (GO): adenylate cyclase-activating adrenergic receptor signaling pathway; G protein-coupled dopamine receptor signaling pathway; vasodilation
Cellular component (GO): plasma membrane
Molecular function (GO): G protein-coupled receptor activity; dopamine neurotransmitter receptor activity, coupled via Gs
Source: RefSeq, a predicted model, not a curated record
ACCCGCGGGGCGCGCGGGGCAGGACUCGGGCGCACCUCCUGGGCGUUGUGGAGCUGUGGCGCCCGAGAAGCCCGCCUUCCGAGCUGCAGGGGCGCUGAGAGAGAGGACCCCAAGGCAAGGGCGUUUGGGGAGCUGCUGCGGAGCUAGGGGCUCGGAGGACCGAGGCAUGUAUUUUCAGCUGCAGCGCAGAAGGGGAGAAUUCUGUCACCACCGAAAUGUGACUACAAUUGACUAGCUCGGCAGAGGCCUGGGAGUCUCUGGGAUUGAUAGUUUAGAAUAUGCUAAAGAGCCAGUGCUCUCCCUGGGCAAUCAAAGGGCCAGCUGGUCACUGUGACAGUGACCUGGAGCAAGGGAGUCAGAAGACAGUUGUAGAAAGCAAGAGGGCUCUCCCGAAGGGCUGCCUGGAUUGCUCACGGCUGGCUCCUGCUGCACAAUUGUUGCAGCUCUGAUGGGGUGUUGCUGAGGUCCCCCACCCCGGGGAGCAGCUGGGGCUGCGCAGGGGGCUGCCUGGUGAAGGAGGACUCCUGCAGGUCUGACUGACCCGUACUCUCAGCUUAGGAACUUGAGGGCUGUCAGAGCCACCUGUGUGCUCUCCCUCAGGAAGAUGAGCACUCUGAACACUUCUACCAUGGAUGGGGCUGGGCUGGUAGGGAAGAGGGACUUCUCCUUCCGCAUCCUCACAGGCUGUUUCCUGUCGCUGCUCAUCCUGUCCACACUCCUGGGGAACACACUGGUCUGUGCCGCCGUCAUCAGGUUCCGACACCUGCGGUCCAAAGUGACCAACUUCUUUGUUAUCUCCUUGGCCGUGUCGGAUCUCUUGGUGGCUGUCUUGGUCAUGCCCUGGAAAGCGGUGGCGGAGAUUGCUGGCUUCUGGCCCUUUGGGUCCUUCUGUAACAUCUGGGUGGCCUUUGACAUCAUGUGCUCCACUGCGUCUAUCCUCAACCUCUGUGUGAUCAGCGUGGACAGGUAUUGGGCUAUCUCCAGUCCCUUCCGGUAUGAGAGGAAGAUGACCCCCAAGGCAGCCUUCAUUCUGAUCAGUGUGGCAUGGACCUUGUCUGUGCUCAUCUCCUUCAUCCCAGUGCAGCUCAGCUGGCACAAGGCGAAACCUGCGAGCCCGGCCGAUGGGAAUGCCACUUCCCUGGGGGAGACCGUGGACAACUGUGAUUCCAGCUUGAGCAGGACAUAUGCCAUUUCGUCCUCCUUCAUAAGCUUUUACAUCCCCGUGGCCAUCAUGAUUGUCACCUACACCAGGAUCUACAGGAUUGCCCAGAAACAAAUACGGCGCAUCUCAGCCUUGGAGAGGGCAGCCGUCCACGCCAAGAAUUGCCAGACCACUACAGGUAACGGAAACCCUGUGGAGUGUUCUCAACCCGAAAGCUCCUUUAAGAUGUCCUUCAAAAGAGAGACUAAGGUUCUGAAGACUCUGUCAGUGAUCAUGGGGGUGUUUGUGUGCUGCUGGCUUCCCUUCUUCGUCUUGAACUGCAUGGUGCCCUUCUGUGGGUCUGGGGAGACCAAGCCCUUCUGCAUUGAUUCCAUCACCUUCGAUGUGUUUAUGUGGUUUGGGUGGGCUAAUUCCUCCUUGAACCCCAUCAUUUAUGCCUUUAAUGCUGAUUUUCGGAAGGCAUUUUCAACCCUUUUAGGAUGCUACAGACUUUGCCCUACCACAAAUAACGCAAUAGAGACAGUUAGCAUCAAUAACAACGGGGCUGUGGUGUUUUCCAGCCAUCACGAGCCGCGAGGCUCCAUCUCCAAGGACUGCAAUCUGGUUUAUCUGAUCCCACAUGCAGUGGGCUCCUCUGAGGACCUGAAGAAGGAGGAGGCAGGUGGAGUAGCCAGACCUUUGGAGAAGCUGUCCCCGGCCCUGUCUGUCAUAUUGGACUAUGACACUGAUGUCUCUCUGGAGAAGAUUCAGCCUGUCACACAAAAUGGGCAGCACCCUACCUGAACUCCGAGAUGAAUCCUGCCAGCCAUGCUCAUCCCAAAAGCCAGAGGAGAUUUCUCUGGGGCUUGCUGGUGAGACCCUAAGGUGUGGUGAGACUGAGAUGUCAGGCAGGCCUUCCCCUGCAGCUUUCCCUCAACACACAGCUGACUCUAUUUUAAAUACAUUCCAGUGUGUCUCCUGUGUUGUUCAUGGCGAAUCAAAGAGGGACGCGUGUGAAGCGAAUGUUCACAAGGGACAUGUCUUUGGCUCCAAAAUUACUUUUAGAAAGUGAUUCUUAUCUUAGGACUUUAAAAAUAAGGCAAAGAAUCAACAAGAACAGCUUCGCUUAAAAAUUAAACCUUUCCAGGAAGGAAAUGAGAAGGGUUGCAUUUGCUGUAUACAAACAGGUGCUAACACUGGUCCAAGCAAAGAGUUCAGAUGGUGAAGGUAGGUGCAUGCCUUUAUAAACGAUUCCUCAAGAAUACUCGAGCCUUACAGGAGGAAGGGGAGGGGUUUUCUUUUUUUGUUUCAGAAUUGAGAGAUGCUUUGUUGAUAUUGGUUUUAUUUAUUUAUGGUAUUAUAUGGAUAUUUUUAAUUUAUUAUAAUAAAUCUAUAUUUAUCAUAUUUAAUAGCAUAAACUGAGUUAUCUGAAACCUUACAAUCACAUUUUUGUCCAUUUAACUAGCACUUUAUAAGCCAAUGAAACAAACACACAGACUCUCUCAGAUUCUAAAUGCUCAUGCGUAGCUUCCAGAAACACGGCAAAGCCUGAUAGGAAAGGCAGCUGUGAUGAUUCCUUGAAAUUCAUUGGCAUAAAUAAAUACGAGGUGAGAAUUGACAAAUGUUGUGAAUGUUUCUUUUUCUAAAAAGAUUUGGGAAAAUUUUCAAAAGCAUAGCUACUAUGGUGUUCAUAAUUUUUCAAAUGACACUCUCCCAGGAGAAUGAUUUGCAGCUCUGUAAAUAAACGCCAGCCUAAGAAGAAUCCGACUUUAAAGUUUAUCAUCUUAGGUGGUAAUAAAAAGUAUAUGCCACUUUGUAUUUAUGUAAAAUAAUUGGCCCUCUGUGUCUUUUCUCAUUUCACGUGUCAGCUUUUCUGAACCAAUGACCCUGCUGGUCAGAUGCGUGUAGUGAAGACAGUGGGUUUCCUUAACUCUCGUGUCACAGCAGCUUCAGCACUAGGCAGAGUUCAAACCCGCAUCUCCAUCUUCCCAGGUCAAACCAAGCCACUCAGUGAGGCUACUUUUUGUAGUGCUUGAAUCUGAAUUUAGAGUUGAUUUUUUUAAAAAGUCUUUAAGUGUUAAUGAUGUACUAACUAAUGAACCGUGCCUCAUUAUCAUCCUUGAGUAAGACACUUCUGUUGGUGGGAAAAACAGGAGACCCCUUCUCUUGGGCUAUGUUAAGCACCCCAAAGCCAUCAGUACCUCUUGACAAAUGCUAGCCCUCCUUUGUGCUUUGGAAUCACGUUCCUAUGUCAUCGCCUGGACUGUAAAAAGAAUCGUAACUCCCCCUCGCUAGAUUCUAAUUCAUGUGGGGCAUUUCAAGAGAAUUUCUUUGAAAUGUUUACAAAGCCUUCUUGUAAGCAGUUUUCUUAAUAUUUAGAUGAAAUGAGUAACAGAAAGAAAUCUACUGAACAGUAUCUCCUGCGUCAGGUCUGUGUUAUUUAUGCAUUGUGAAUGUUUUCUUAAUUUUAUUGCCUGUAUGCUUUCUUACAUA